UAUGAAAGAAAAUAAGGAUGAAAAUGACGCGGGUCGAACAUGGCCGGAAUGAGCCAAUAUAAAAGAUGCCAGCAGUAGCCUAUCAUGAUACAAAAAGUAAAGAAACACCUACUGUCCGAGCCACUGACUCUGUUUCACAAGAAUAUUCGUAAACACAAGUAUGAGACAAGGCAGCAGUUUACGGAGCAUGUCAAUCUAAUUGUUAACAAUUGCAUCACUUAUAAUGGAUUCAACUCUGAAUUAACAAAAACUGCCCAAAGGAUGUUGGAAAUGUCUAACAAAGAAAUAAAUCAAAACAGUCAAGCUCUUGAGAAACUAGAGCAUGAGAUUAAUCCACUGCUGGGAGAUGAUCCACAAGCUGCUCUGUCCUUCCUCUGUCGUAAAUCCAUUGAAAGAAUGAAAGCAGUACCUAAUGUGAGUGGUAUGAGACUUAGUUUUUCAUUCAUAAUACAUUGUACACAGUAUACCUCAUAA
Amphimedon queenslandica is the source of this 474-nucleotide messenger RNA. RefSeq names its product transcription initiation factor TFIID subunit 1-like. Gene Ontology annotation, biological process: RNA polymerase II preinitiation complex assembly; transcription by RNA polymerase II. The transcript has 3 exons. NCBI's taxonomy places the organism in Eukaryota, Metazoa, Porifera, Demospongiae, Haplosclerida, Niphatidae. The coding region runs from base 85 to 474 and encodes 129 amino acids. Gene Ontology annotation, molecular function: histone acetyltransferase activity; TBP-class protein binding; RNA polymerase II general transcription initiation factor activity. The record is from RefSeq and is a predicted model, not a curated record. Gene Ontology annotation, cellular component: transcription factor TFIID complex.